AUGUUCGCCGGCCAGGGACCCUCUCCAGCUCAGAUGGCGCUCGCCAAGCAACAGGCCCGCCUCUCGAUCCGCCAGUUCCUCAUCACCAUCGGCCUCCUCCGUGCCGCACCCUUCGCAUGGACAUACGUUGCAAGGCUGUGGAAGUAG
Messenger RNA from Rhodotorula toruloides NP11, 147 nucleotides. RefSeq names its product mitochondrial outer membrane translocase complex, subunit Tom5. The transcript is spliced from 3 exons. The coding region runs from base 1 to 147 and encodes 48 amino acids. The record is from RefSeq and is a predicted model, not a curated record. Lineage: Eukaryota; Fungi; Basidiomycota; Microbotryomycetes; Sporidiobolales; Sporidiobolaceae.